Cavia porcellus (domestic guinea pig) is the source of this 956-nucleotide messenger RNA. It is a transcript of the gene Pin1, whose product is annotated as peptidylprolyl cis/trans isomerase, NIMA-interacting 1. Bases 19 to 639 code for a protein of 206 amino acids. Gene Ontology annotation, molecular function: protein binding; peptidyl-prolyl cis-trans isomerase activity. Gene Ontology annotation, cellular component: cytosol; nucleus. The record is from RefSeq and is a predicted model, not a curated record. The transcript is spliced from 4 exons. NCBI's taxonomy places the organism in Eukaryota, Metazoa, Chordata, Mammalia, Rodentia, Caviidae.
GGAUUGCUGGGAUGUCCAAUGAGCAUCGCCUCCAGGCCCCGGCGAGGGGCUCGACUAUCCAGUAGGCAGUGGAGGUGGGCGGGCGCAAGCGACCGGCGGUGCGGCGGAGGCGGAACGGGCGCUGCGGCAGGAGGGAAGAUGGCGGACGAGGAGAAGCUGCCGCCCGGCUGGGAGAAGCGCAUGAGCCGAAGCUCAGGCCGCGUGUACUACUUCAACCAUAUCACCAACGCCAGCCAGUGGGAGCGGCCCAGUGGCACCAGUGGCAGCAGUGGCGGCGGCAGCAAAAAUGGGCAGGGGGAGCCCGCCAGGGUCCGCUGCUCGCACCUGCUGGUCAAGCACAGCCAGUCGAGGCGGCCUUCGUCCUGGCGGCAGGAGAAGAUCACCCGGACCAAGGAGGAGGCCCUGGAACUGAUCAACGGCUACAUCCAGAAGAUCAAGUCGGGCGAGGAGGACUUCGAGUCCCUGGCCUCACAGUUCAGCGACUGCAGCUCGGCCAAGGCCAGGGGAGACCUGGGUGCCUUCAGCAGAGGUCAGAUGCAGAAGCCAUUUGAAGAUGCCUCGUUUGCACUGCGGACGGGGGAGAUGAGCGGGCCGGUGUUCACGGACUCGGGCAUCCACAUCAUCCUGCGCACCGAGUGAGGCCACGCGCCCCGCCGCCUCCGCCACGCAGUAUUUAUUGUCCGGAGGCUGGGGAGGGGCUCGUGGAGACGGGACGCUGGCCUCUGCGCCCUCCCUCCACAGUGGGGCUGCCCCAGUCACCCCGACUUCAGCGGAGCCAUGGGUGGGGAGCCCCCUGACCCGGGAUCCAGGGCGGCUGGUGCCCCGGCCCCGAGGCGGCCACAGGGCCCCGUCCAGUUGCAAAAGCCAAGGGACAGCAGUGCCCAGCGCUGGCUGCAGGCCCGGGCGGCAGCCGGACAGCAGCACCCUGCUCCUCCUCCAUUAAAGCCGGAACCACU